CACAUGACUCCUCCUGUCUGAGCUAGGAAAAGCCCGACUCAACAGCUGACAGGGAGGAGAGGCAGAAAGCGCACGGGUCCAAGAUGCUGGCACUAAUAAACCGGCUUCUAGACUGGUUCAAGUCUCUGUUUUGGAAGGAGGAGAUGGAGCUCACGCUGGUCGGCCUCCAGUACUCCGGAAAAACGACAUUUGUCAACGUGAUCGCUUCGGGUCAUUUUAGUGAAGACAUGAUCCCUACAGUUGGAUUCAAUAUGAGGAAGGUUGCCAAAGGAAAUGUCACCAUCAAGAUCUGGGAUAUUGGAGGUCAGCCACGCUUCCGAAGCAUGUGGGAGCGCUACUGUCGGGGGGUUAACGCCAUCGUAUACAUGGUCGACGCUGCAGAUCGAGACAAGGUGGAGGCGUCUAGAAAUGAGCUUCAUAAUUUAUUAGACAAACCCCAGUUGCAAGGGAUUCCUGUUUUGGUGCUGGGAAACAAAAGAGACCUGCCCACUGCUUUAGAUGAAAAGCAGCUUAUUGAGAAAAUGAAUCUGGCAGCUAUUCAGGACAGGGAGAUAUGCUGCUACUCCAUUUCUUGCAAAGAAAAGGACAACAUCGAUAUCACUCUUCAAUGGCUAAUUCAGCACUCAAAGACGCGGAGGAGCUGAAAACGAAGUGGUGCACCUCUUUGCCACAUCAGAUGUGUGUUUAACUCACACUACGCACUCUUCAGCUUUUUAGUUGACACCCACAAACUCUGAGAACGACCAAAAUGUCAUUCUGAGAUGUCAUUGUAAAGUUGUACUAUUUUUUUAACGAUAUGUACUUGUGGCUUGGGAUGCUAAGUUGGGCUAAAUGCUAAUGCAUUCUUUUGACUGUUUUGUUCGAAUUAUGUAUGCUGUUUUAGUCUGGAAUUAUGUAGCUAAGCAGGUGUGUACAAACACCAAGCUUGUAUCAUUCUUUUUUGACGACAAUGUGCGUGUGAAUAUGUGAUUUUAUUUAAGGUCUGAAUGAUCAGAGAGGACGGCUGCAGGGUUAUUUUGGAAGUCGCCUCUGUGCUGUGAGGGGCAGAAUUUCAAGUGCCUUGUGCGACGGCUCUCCUCUCUCAAGCAAAGUGCUAGGUGUGCCUGUCUGUUAUGGGAAAAUAUGCCAAUCACUACUCUUGAUUCAAAUAAAGGCUUGCUUUUUAAUA
Molecule: messenger RNA, 1168 nt
Organism: Nerophis ophidion (straightnose pipefish)
Lineage: Eukaryota; Metazoa; Chordata; Actinopteri; Syngnathiformes; Syngnathidae
Gene: arl8ba
Product: ADP-ribosylation factor-like 8Ba
Exons: 7
Coding region: 84-644 (186 amino acids)
Biological process (GO): anterograde axonal transport; protein transport
Cellular component (GO): lysosomal membrane
Molecular function (GO): GTP binding; GTPase activity
Source: RefSeq, a predicted model, not a curated record